Molecule: messenger RNA, 867 nt
Organism: Necator americanus (New World hookworm)
Lineage: Eukaryota; Metazoa; Nematoda; Chromadorea; Rhabditida; Ancylostomatidae
Exons: 4
Coding region: 1-867 (288 amino acids)
Source: RefSeq, a predicted model, not a curated record
AUGGCAUUGCUCAAACUUCCCGCGUGGCAACUUGGAAUUUGGGUUGAGCCAUCAUAUAGCGCAUCAGCUUUCACGAACACGGACCAAGGAGAAUCCCGUUGUCCGUUGCACAAUCAGUUAAGCAUAACGACGACAACGACAUCUACACGUCAGGGACUACCAACACGAGCAGUGAACAGAUUGUCAACCACCAUGGACGCGAAUGAUGAUCUCUCGACGUUGACACUGGAUCCCCCGCUAGCAGAUGAGGAGCGGACGACGACCAUGGACGCAGUGACUGAGGAUUCGGACAGCGAAGGCAACCUACAUCCGCUACCUCAACUUCCACCGGAGCAGAAUCUCUCAAGCAGUCAAGGCGUCCUGCACGAGAAGGAAGCCGCAUCUAACCUUCCAACAGAAACGGAUGUGAUUCCUUCAAGUCAGACAACCCACAUCAUCGAACUUCUGCAGGCCAUGGAAGCACGGAUGAUCAAGCAUAAGGACAAGACCAUCAGCUCCAUCCGUUCACUAAAUGAUCUUCUGAACGAUCUGGGAAAAAAACAACUGCUCACACGGAAACACUCCUUUGUGCAAGUGGCUAGCAACACGGCAGGGACGGCAAAGCUGUUUGAUAUUUCGGAAGCACAGCUGGCGAUCAGUAUCAAGGUCAAGGCCUUGGAGGAGGUCAUUCGGUUAAUCAAGGAGCAGAUCAACCCGUACCAUUCUGUUCCCGCAACCACAAAUGUGCCAACAGAAAGUCGAGGAAGGAACCAUCUACGUCAACCCACACAUGGGAAAGAGGAAUGUGCAAAAGGACGAAAACAGCGGCAUCAUGGCAGAAGUCCAAAGGGUCCGAAGUCCGUAACGUCAAAGAUCACGCUCACUUAG